AUGGACGACCCCUUUGACGACGUCCUCAACCUCGAGGAGCAGUUCUUCGCCGAGGGCUUCCGCCAGGGCACCGCGGACGGCAUCCUCGCCGGCAAGAUCGAGGGCCGCUCCGUCGGCCUCGCAAAGGGCUACGAAAAGUUCCUCGAGAGCGGCAGCAUACACGGCCGCUCCGUCGUCUGGGCCAACAGGCUGUCGCUCCCGCAAAAGACGGCCGCCGGCGCCAGGGCUUCAUCGUCGGAGGAACAGAAGGAAUCAAAGACGUGCUCUCUGCCGCCGCUGGUGCCAAACGCCCGGCUCGAGAAGAACGUCACCGCGGCGUUCGCGCUCGUCGAGCCCGAGACCCUGUCCAAGGAGAAUAACGACGACGCCGUCAACGACUUUGACGACCGGUUCAAGAGGGCGCAGGGGAAGGUCAAGAUCAUUGAGCGGAUGACGGGCGAGGGGGCCGCGGCCAAGGAGGCUGCUGUUGAGGCCCCCAAGGUUGCAGAGUCAAAUGAGGCUUGA
Colletotrichum chrysophilum is the source of this 504-nucleotide messenger RNA. RefSeq lists its product as uncharacterized. The transcript has a single exon. The record is from RefSeq and is a predicted model, not a curated record. Bases 1 to 504 code for a protein of 167 amino acids. Lineage: Eukaryota; Fungi; Ascomycota; Sordariomycetes; Glomerellales; Glomerellaceae.